AUGACAACGGUGGUGUUUGUCUUGUGCAUCUUUGUAGUGUUGAAUGCAAGUGCCUCUGAUGCCACUCGCUUAUUGCUGAACAAAACUGCAACAGGUAACGUGUCCAGAGAGAAGAUUGAGAGAUACUUACUUGAAAAUGGACUCGGCCAGACACCCCCCAUGGGAUGGAAUAGCUGGAACCACUUUGGCUGUGAUAUUAAUGAAAGUUUAAUUCGAGAAACAGCUGAUGCAUUGGUGUCAUCGGGCCUUGCUGCUUUGGGAUACAAAUACAUUAAUUUAGAUGAUUGUUGGGCCGAACUUAAUCGAGACCAUCAGGGAAAUAUGGUUCCCAAGGCUUCAACAUUUCCUUCAGGAAUUAAGGCUCUGGCUCAUUAUGUUCAUGGGAAAGGUUUGAAGUUGGGGAUAUAUUCAGAUGCAGGAAAUCAAACUUGCAGUAAACGUAUGCCUGGAUCACUAGGACACGAAGAACAAGAUGCAAAAACAUUUGCUUCUUGGGGAGUUGACUACUUGAAGUAUGAUAAUUGUGAAAAUAAUGGUAUAUUAGCCACAGAAAGGUAUCCACCAAUGAGUGAAGCUUUGUUAAAAACUGGAAGGCCAAUCUUCUUCUCUAUGUGUGAAUGGGGAUGGCAAGACCCAGCAACUUGGGCCAAAACUGUGGGAAAUAGUUGGAGAACAACAGGGGAUAUUGAAGAUAACUGGAAUAGUAUGACUUCCAUAGCAGAUGCAAAUGACAGAUGGGCAUCUUAUGCUGGACCGGGAGGAUGGAAUGAUCCUGAUAUGCUGGAAGUUGGAAAUGGAGGGAUGACCACAGAAGAAUAUCGUGCCCAUUUCAGCAUAUGGGCUUUAGCUAAGGCUCCUUUAUUGGUUGGUUGUGAUAUUCAAGCAAUGGAUAAUACCACAUAUGAACUGAUAAGCAACCGAGAAGUUGUUGCAGUAAAUCAAGACAAACUUGGAAUACAGGGAAAGAAGGUGAAAAACAAUAAUGGUUUGGAGGUGUGGACAGGUCCUCUUCGUGGUAACAAGGUAGCAGUGAUCUUAUGGAACAGAAGUUCAUCAAAUGCAACAGUGACUGCAUGUUGGUCUGACAUUGGCUUGGAACCAGGAACUAUAGUUGAUGCAAGAGAUUUAUGGGAGCACUCAACGCAAACAUCGGUUUCAGGAAAAAUAUCUGCUGAACUAGAUUCACAUGCUUGUAAGAUGUAUGUCCUGACUCCCAGAAGGUAUUAAUUUCGAGUGGCAGAGAAGAAGAUAAACACACAACUAUAUUGGCAAA
Glycine soja is the source of this 1273-nucleotide messenger RNA. RefSeq names its product alpha-galactosidase-like. Gene Ontology annotation, biological process: carbohydrate metabolic process. NCBI's taxonomy places the organism in Eukaryota, Viridiplantae, Streptophyta, Magnoliopsida, Fabales, Fabaceae. Gene Ontology annotation, molecular function: hydrolase activity, hydrolyzing O-glycosyl compounds. Bases 1 to 1227 code for a protein of 408 amino acids. The record is from RefSeq and is a predicted model, not a curated record. The transcript has 15 exons.